AUCAGCGUACAUAACGAUUUUUGGACGGAUGGGUGCUCGACGCUUGUUCCCUUGCUGGGACCAGCCAAUAUUCAAAGCUACCUUCAACAUCUCCGUCGUACAUUCAUCCAAGGUCCAGGUCUUAUCGAACAUGCCGUAUAGGAAUGAAAUGUCCAGUUCCGGCAAGAAUGUUGCAAAAGUUCCGACACGAAGGACAAAAAGGACGGAUUUCCACAUUACUCCUGUCAUGUCCACUUACCUCGUGACGAUCGCGAUUAUCGGAAACGUUACAAAUUAUACGGCAGAGAAUAACAUCGAAUUGUAUUACACGGGGGACACGGGGAAACACAUACAAAUAGUCCGAAAGAUCGUUAGAACGGCUAAUGUCUUCUUAAAUACUUACACGUACCACAGAUGCGUAAAUAUGACAUUGCGUAUUCUGUCGUAUCGAGACUUGCCGAGCAACGCCAUAGGAGCUUGGGGAUUUGCAGUUUUUAGAGAAAAUGAUAUCAUUUACAAGCGAAUCUUCGAUUUUCCCGGACGCAAAUUUGCAAUAUGGAAAACAGUAGCUAACCAAAUAGCACGACAAUGCAUCGAGAGUUUCGUCAGCCCACAGACGUGGACCCAACAGUGGUUUAGCCGUGCGUUUGCAACGUAUCUUAGUUAUAAAAUAGCUGGAAAGAAAGAAUAUGACCCGGAUAUUAUGAUGCAAUUUUUUGUGGUACAAGUUAUAUUGCCUGCAAUGCAUAAUGAUAAAGAGCUAAAAAUGCCAACUCUUACAGACGAUUAUGAUCCGUUUUAUUCUUCUCUCAUUUAUAAGAAAGCAUGUGCUAUGUUAAUGAUGUUGGAAAUUAUCGCCACAGAGGAAGUAUUGCAAGAUGCAUUUGCCCAGUAUAUGCGGAAAUAUGCAUACGGCUCCGCCACACCAUUCAAUUUUUUGAGGAUACUGGAAUUAAAAAUGCGUGCAUUAUCUGAGGAUCAUAUAGAUUCUUUCUGGGAAAUAACGAGGAUAAUGCACAUUUGGUUCUCGCAAAGACGUUUUCCAACAUUGGUUGCUGUACAAAAUGAUAACGACAAGAGUAUAGAUGUUACAAUUGAUGGUUCAAAAGAAACCGAAUGGCCAUUACCAAUAAUAUCCGAAGUACCACCACGUGUUCAUAUCCUGCUAGCUCCCUCCAUGAUAUCGAUUUACGAUUUCGUGCAGAACAUUAGCACUUCUUUCAAUAUUCACGGGGGCGGACCAGAUAAUUUCUUUAUAUUUAACGUGCGACAUUUCGGCUACUAUCGCGUCUAUUACGAUUAUGAUAAUUGGAUGAAAAUCGCGAAGCAUCUGAAUAACGAGGAUCAUACGAAAAUACAUGUUCUCAAUCGUGCUCAAAUUAUCGAUGAUGCGUACCAUUUUUUAAUGGAUGGAUCCUUUAGUUACAUAAUCUUCUACGAUUUGAUUAGUUACUUACAGAAAGAGACGAAUUUUAUAGUAUGGCACAGUAUGAUGAACAUUCUGCAUUAUUCGUCACCAUUCUUCAACAUCCCAGAAAGUACAUUUUUCAAGGAACACGUUAUAAAGAUCAUGCGCAAUCUUUUCACGAGGAUUGGGUAUUAUGAAGAUCCGAAAGACAAUGAAAUGUUGCAAGCUACGCGAUUAUUACUCCUGAAUUGGGCCUGCAAACACGGCCAUGAUAAAUGCAGAGAAAAUGCCCACAACAAACUGGUGGCACACAUCCAUGAUCCCGAAAAUAAACCCAUUUCACAGUGGUGGGAUGACUGGAUAUAUUGCGCGGGUUUGAUGCACGUAUCCAACUACACUUUGCCUGAACUUUUGGAUAUUUUGCACACACAGAAAAAAGAUGUUUUACAAUAUAUACUCUGCGUCGAUGACGAUGAUUUGCUCCAGAAACAAGUGGAAAUGUUUUUAUAUAAACACGAAACAGCGCAAGACGAAAAUGUUCGAUUAAGGAAAUUCUAUCGCAACUUUGUGAAGAGGCAUGCUAGAAAGCCUAAAGUACUCGAUUUUAUCUUAAAGAAUUUCGACAAUAUACUGCCAGGUCACAUGACCAUCGUGGAGAAAAUAACUCAUAUUUUUAUGGGCGUGUACUCCAAAUGCCAACUUGACAAGAUAUUGCAAUACGUAAAUCAAAAAGCCAAUUUGAACGCGGAACCCACCAUUAAACAUUGGAUUAUCUAUCGAAAAGAACAAAUAAAUAGGCUGAAGGAGAGUUUCUCUAGUCGUUUCCACGAUCAUACUCCUAUAAAGGAAUGCUGA
This is a messenger RNA of Dinoponera quadriceps, 2242 nucleotides long. RefSeq names its product aminopeptidase N-like. The record is from RefSeq and is a predicted model, not a curated record. The transcript is spliced from 10 exons. Gene Ontology annotation, biological process: peptide catabolic process; proteolysis. Gene Ontology annotation, cellular component: cytoplasm. The annotation marks the transcript as partial. Gene Ontology annotation, molecular function: peptide binding; metalloaminopeptidase activity; zinc ion binding. NCBI's taxonomy places the organism in Eukaryota, Metazoa, Arthropoda, Insecta, Hymenoptera, Formicidae.